AUGAGUUCAGACGAAGAAGAGUUCAACGAUAUUUACGGCGAUGAGCCAGAAACUAAACAGGAACAAACUGCCGCAGUCGUUCCUGAGAAGAAAGAAGAAAAUAUAGAGAAGAAGUCAGAAGUAAAAGAGGAAACUAAACCAUCUCCUACAAAGAUAGAUUCUUCUGCUAAUGAACAAUUAGCUGCUUUACAAGCUCUAACCUCUUCUAUAAACCAGGCUCAAACCAGCUCAUCAACUCAAAGUGUACCACCUGUUGUAAAUGAACCAACUGAAACUUCCAGAGAAUCAUCUUCUUAUGAUAAUGGUAGCUAUAACGCUCCACAAACCAGUAAUGCACCAUCUCAAGGUGGAAGGAUGAAGGCAGAUUUGUCCAAGGAAAGCUCAAAACUAUUCAUUGGUGGGUUAAACUGGGAAACUGAUGAAGAAAAAUUAAAGAAGUAUUUCUCAAAAUAUGGUAAUGUUGUUGAUUUAAAGAUUAUGAGAGAUAAUGCCACUGGUAGAUCUAGAGGUUUUGGUUUCUUGACCUUUGCUGAGCCACAUAGUGUUGAUGAAGUAGUCAAGACGCAGCAUAUUCUUGACGGUAAAGUUAUUGAUCCAAAGAGAGCAAUUCCAAAGGAUGAACAAGAUAAAACUGGUAAGAUAUUCGUCGGUGGUAUUGGUGCUGAUGUAAGACCAAAAGAAUUUGAACAAUUCUUUUCUCAAUGGGGUAACAUCAUUGAUGCACAAUUGAUGUUGGAUAAGGACACAGGUAGAUCCAGAGGUUAUGGUUUUAUUACUUAUGAUACACCAGAGGCUGUCGAUAGAGUAUGUCAAAAUAAAUAUAUCGACUUUAAAGGUAAAAGGAUAGAAAUCAAGAGAGCUGCUCCAAGACAUUUACAAAAAGGUGGAUCCAAUCCAAGAAAUAACAAUUCAUCAUCAUAUGGUGGACAUAAUGAUUCAGGUAGAGAUAACUGGGGCAGUCAUGCAGGUACAGGUGCCAACGCUACUCCAACAGGUCCUGGUCCAAAUGCCAACAAUAAUAAUAACAUGUAUGGCAAUUCAAAUAUGAUGAAUAUGAACCCAAUGUUCAAUCCACAAAUGAUGCAAGAGUACUAUCAAAAAAUGCAAGAAUAUUAUACACAAUUCCAAAAUGGUGCGUACCAACAACAACCAGGUGGUGCUAAUGGGCAACAGCCGCAAAUUCCAGGUAUGCCAAUGAUGAUGCCAGGUAUGCCAAAUGCUCCAAACAUGCCAAAUGCUCCAAACAUGCCAAAUGCUCCAAACAUGCCAAAUGCUCCAAAUAUGCCAUCUCAACCAUCUCAAUCGUCAUCUCACGAAUCUAGUGCAGAUAACGCUGGUGGUAGAAAUAGAGACAGUUCUUCUUCCCGUCAAGGCCAUAGGACACAUCCAAGAAGACAACAAGAUAAUCAUGGAUAUCAUCCAUACAAUAAAUGA
This is a messenger RNA of Maudiozyma barnettii, 1434 nucleotides long. Its product is annotated as RNA-binding protein. Bases 1 to 1434 code for a protein of 477 amino acids. NCBI's taxonomy places the organism in Eukaryota, Fungi, Ascomycota, Saccharomycetes, Saccharomycetales, Saccharomycetaceae. Gene Ontology annotation, molecular function: RNA binding. The transcript has a single exon. The record is from RefSeq and is a predicted model, not a curated record.